This is a messenger RNA of Pyrgilauda ruficollis (rufous-necked snowfinch), 1798 nucleotides long. RefSeq names its product solute carrier family 16 member 12 (gene SLC16A12). The record is from RefSeq and is a predicted model, not a curated record. The coding region runs from base 229 to 1689 and encodes 486 amino acids. Gene Ontology annotation, biological process: monocarboxylic acid transport; transmembrane transport. Gene Ontology annotation, molecular function: monocarboxylic acid transmembrane transporter activity. NCBI's taxonomy places the organism in Eukaryota, Metazoa, Chordata, Aves, Passeriformes, Passeridae. The transcript is spliced from 7 exons.
GCACUGUUCCGUGUUGGUGAAGGUAGCACGAAGGAGGGACUCCGGCUGCCUGCGAUGACAGCUUGACGGAGCCGGGCGAGGGGCAGCGCUCGGCCGAGCCCCGCUGCGGGGAGGGGCACCCAGUGGGCCAGAUGGCCGCAGCCCCAUGUGCCGAGCAGCCCCGGCCCGCGCCGGGCCUGAGGGCCGGAGCCAGGCGCUGCCGCUGAGGCGAGGAGCGCGGCCAUCGCCAUGGCCUCGGCCCGCCGGGCCCGGCCCGCCGGCCCUCCCGACGGCGGCUGGGGAUGGAUGAUUGUCGCUGGCUGCUUCCUCGUCACCAUCUGCACCAGGGCCGUGACAAGGUGCAUCUCCAUUUUUUUUGUGGAGUUUCAGGCAUACUUUGGGCAGGAUUAUGCCAGAACUGCUUGGAUCCACUCCAUUGUUGACUGUGCUACGAUGCUUUGUGCCCCGCUUGGGAGUUUAAUCAGUAAUCAUGUAUCCUGCCAAGUUGGUAUCAUGCUAGGAGGGCUGCUUGCAUCUACUGGACUAAUUUUGAGCUCAUUCGCCACCAGUCUGGAACAUCUCUACUUAUCAUUAGGAGUCCUCACAGGACUUGGGUUUGCACUUUGUUAUUCUCCAGCCAUUGCGAUGGUGGGCAAAUACUUCAACAGAAGGAAAGCACUGGCAUAUGGAAUAGCCAUGUCAGGAAGUGGAAUUGGUACCUUCAUCCUGGCCCCUGUGGUCCAGCUCUUAAUUGAGCAGUUUUCCUGGCGAGGAGCUUUGCUCAUCCUGGGAGGUUUUGUUUUAAACCUCUGUGUCUGUGGUGCCUUGAUGCGGCCUAUUUCUCUUAAGGAGGAUUGUAAAACUGCUCCUGAGUUGCUUGAACAGAAUUAUGUCCCGGAAACAGAGAAACAAGACUUAAAGCGAAUGUCCAUCUGUUCACCUUUAAUCAAAUUAUGGCCUCAUGAAUGUUCAUGGAAGGAAUAUGACUUUUUGCUGAUGCCAGGAUUCAUGGUGCUGGCAGUGUCAAUUUUAUUUAUGGCAUAUGGCUGCAGCCCUCUUUUUGUCUACCUAGUGCCUUAUGCUUUGAGUGUUGGAGUGAGCCAUCACCAGGCUGCCUUCCUCAUGUCCAUUCUUGGUGUCAUAGACAUCAUUGGUAAUAUCACCUUUGGAUGGCUCACAGACAGAAGGUGCCUGAAGAAACAUCGGUACUUUUGUUACCUCUUUGCUGUGGGAAUGGAUGGCCUCUCUUGUCUUUUCCUGCCAGUUCUCCAGAGCUUCCCCUUGCUUGUGCCUUUCUCAUUUACCUUUGGCUACUUUGAUGGAGCCUAUGUAACGUUGAUCCCUGUUGUGACAGCAGAUGUAGUGGGAACUGCUUUGUUGUCAUCAGCACUGGGCGUUGUGUAUUUUCUUCAUGCCAUACCAUACCUAGUGAGCCCACCUGUGGCAGGUUGGCUUGUGGACACAACUGGCAGCUAUACUGCAUCAUUUCUCCUGUGUGGAUUUUCUAUGAUAUUUAGUUCAGCACUAUUGUGCUUUGCAAGACUAGCAAAGAAAAUCAAAAGAACACAUUUGCCAUCCCUUACUGGUAACACAGCCUUGAAACAGCACAUCUGGACAAAUGGAGCAAUAGCUUAUUCUGUCACAGCAGAAUUAGACCAAAGGGAUGUUGAAUUUUUGGCUGUGGAUAAAAACAGCUCCAGCAACAGGUGACAAGUGCUGUUGAGAUUCAGUAGGGCACAGCCUGAGGCAGACGUGGCUCAGUGGUGUUACACUGUUGAAGAUACUUCUCAUGUGAAACAAGACCUCUCUCAAUUAGAUU